Molecule: messenger RNA, 501 nt
Organism: Manacus vitellinus (golden-collared manakin)
Lineage: Eukaryota; Metazoa; Chordata; Aves; Passeriformes; Pipridae
Gene: CIMIP5
Product: chromosome unknown C2orf50 homolog
Source: RefSeq, a predicted model, not a curated record
AUGGUAAGUCUCAAAAGGGACAAGUUGGGAAAGGGUUCUGGAUUCAGGAGAAAUACCUUGGUUAAGGCAUGGCAACCAGCAACCACACCCCUGGGGCAACCAGUCCCAUCUCCAUCUGUGUCUCACAGCACCCAACCAAACAGACCUGCCACCGCACAACCGGCUACUCAGGCCUGGGCAGAUGAGCAGGCAGCACUGCAGCCAGACCAGGUCCAACAGGAUAAGAUCCGAAGAGAGUCUGUUGAGGCCAAACAGAGAGGAAGGCAAAUCUGAUACCAAAACUGGAGUUUCCUUAAGUACUAUGACCAAACAGGUAAGAGAAAGGAGCUCAAGCCACUGCCAAACUAUACAGCUGUGUUCUCAAGCAAAGUUCCCAAUUUGACCAAUCAAACUAUCCUCAGUCAAAUGAACAAUGAACUUGGCAGAGCUCUGGUUAUGGAUUAUUUCUUCAGCAGUGGAGCACGAAAGAGGAAACUUGAGGGUGAGCUCCAACUUUCCUAG